UAGAAAAGGAAAAAGUGUUGUACAAAACGACAAUUGUGUCGUUUUCGGAUGUUUGGAGAGGCACAAAGGCGACAAGGAGCAUUUUGCAUGUCAUUAAAAAUCUUGGAAUAAAUAAAUUAACAAAAACCUAUCCAUCACUAACGGGUCUCCGGGCAAUAUUAUCAUUUGCAAUUCAGCUUUUCUAACGAAUGUGAAAUGUUUUCUCCAUAAAGUGAACGUCAUCACUGGAAGUGAAAGAAUUGGGUUUAUUUUAAAAGCCGUCAGUGAUACAGAAGCGACUUGUUUGGGGCAAUACGUUUUAUCAUAGUGGGAGGACUCGGAACAGUGCUUGUUGACUUAAACUUGCUCAAGAUUUGUUACCUUCUUCAAAGGCAAAGUUAAGUUUCUGCUUAUUGGAGUAAAUUGUCUCCUGUUGUUUUCGAAGAUUCCAAAGAAGGCCAAUCGGUAACUUAUUAAUAAUUCAAUGGUGUGUGCACAUUUCUGUUGAAAGGCACCGAAACCUAUGCUAUUAUUGCUAACUGCCUCAAUCAACGACUUGUUUACAAUUUACACGUAUUGCGCAUGAAACCUUUCAACGAGUCACGGAAAGCCUACUGCGUAUCUGCGUAUUAAGUAACGUUGUCUUCAUCACAAGCUGACGUUAUUAAAACCCUUCUGAAAGCGUUCGGUCGAAAGCGACAGUUUUGUUUGUUUACAUUCGUGGAUCAGUGCGUUCGUUUGAAACUUUAUUUUUGUUGGCUGAAGGACGAAGGAAUAUAAACCGCCGAUGUUCAGUUUUAAACCAUCUGGCACUUCCGUCAGAUAAAGCACCUGUAUAUUCGUUACCAGCGCUUCAUCAAGUGCCAGGUUUGUCAUUCGAACGCGUCAUAUUACAUCAACCUAUAUUUUACCUUCACAAACUUUACACUCAUAUUCGGCAGGUUGAACUGUACUUUUUAAAUCCAGUCUUAACUAGGAAAACUGUGGUAAUCCUGCCAUCAUCGCGUGUGUUGGGGAAAUAACCCGAUAUCGCGUGUGUUUGGAAUUUCAUUCAAAUGCUUCCAACGAAGACUCCGUCUGGCACCGUUUAGCAUUCGAUUUUAAUGAUUAGUUUGCAGUUGCGACGUUUACUUCAGAAAAGAACCGUUCCGCUUGUUUAAACGUCAAACCGAGGAUCUCUGAUUUUACGAGUUUUGGUUCGAUGGUUAUACAUUUAUAUUGAAUUUUGGUGGACUUAUCUCACAGUAUGGUCACAAGGACAAGAGCUUUUACUUUCACCUACAGUGCUCCUUCUCCUGAUAUUGGUCGAAGAUCUGGUUUGAGCCGAAAACACUAUUAUGGCUCACUGGAAGCUAUUAACAGUGUGCAUCAAAGUGGAAGUGACUUGAGUGACAAUGCAGGGCGGUUCAGAAUGGAGAGUGGUGAAAUUGGCAUGCAGCCAUCAGUGCCACAGAAUGGAUUAGCUACAAGGCAAGGAAGUGGGGUACACCUUGAGAAUCCUGAGUUCCAAACAAGAUGGUACUUCAAGUAUUUUCUGGGAAAAGUUCAUCAGAAUUUUGUUGGCAUCGAUGGAAGCAAGAGUCCUUUUGUUCUAUCUGUUUGCCUGACAGAUUCAGAUAACUAUGGUGUUCCACAAUACCGAGCCAUUCUUUGGAGGAAAACAGGUGGUCAGAAACUAUGCAUUCCAUACCAGCCAAACAAACCGAUUUCUCCAAAGACUGUACUACAAGCGUAUGGAGUUGACAAGUUUGACAAAGGUCCCAGAGAGGUGCUAAACCGUGAAUUGCAAAAGGAAUUGCUGGUUUUGGAAGAACAGGAGGGAUCCGUAAACUUUAAGUUUGGAGUUCUGUAUGCAAAACAGGGACAAACAACUGAUGAUGAAAUGUUUAGUAAUGUGAAGGUCAGCGAAGAUUUCGAGCGUUUCCUAGAACUGCUGGGUGACAAGAUAGAACUCAAGGGCUGGCAAAAGUAUCGUGGGGGACUCGACGUCAAAAACAACAUGACUGGCUUCCAGUCUCUUUACACAAUUUACGAAGGACAUGAAAUUAUGUUCCACGUGUCCACUUUGCUGCCCUUCACACCUGACAAUCCACAACAGGUGGAGCGCAAACGCCAUAUAGGAAAUGACAUUGUUAUUAUUGUCUUCCAAGACUGGGAUGGGAAGUCUUCGUUUAGUCCUCCAGCUAUAAAAUCCAAGUUUGUUCACAUAUACGCUCUUGUUUCUUUCAACAAAUCGGACAACAGCUAUCGGUUGACAGUGUUCUCUGAAAAGAAUGUGCCAAUCUUCGGCCCACCAUUACCAUGCCCACCGGUUUUCAGUAAUCACCAGGAAUUCAGAGACUUCCUUCUGGUCAAAUUAAUGAAUGGGGAGAAAGCCGCCUACGGAUCACCUACGUUUAGUAACAGGCGUCAGCGAACACUGGACAGCCUUAUAACUAGGCUUCUCCAAGACCACAUCCAUGAGAAACUUGGCGCCCGUAAAUCGUGGAAUGACGUUAUCACGGACCAAUCUCGAGGAAAUCGGCGGAAAGGAAUGGAAAGAGAGCAAGCUUUUCUUCAGUUCGGCCAGUCGUUAAAACUGAACAAAAUAGUGAAAGGCGAUGCACCAACAAGUCUAGCGAGUACGUCAGGGAACUUGAAAGUUGAGCCGUGGAAGCCUCAGUGUAUUUUGGAGGACUUUUCAACAAAGAUAUUUUGCGGGGAUUCUUGGGGCGAUAGUUUAGUUCUGGGAACAGAGGAUGGCAUUCAAAUGCUUCAAGGAGCAAAAAGGCGCUAUGUAUUUGAUAAAUCAGUGGUUGCGAAACAAAUCAACGUAGUGGAAGCUUUUGGGCUUCUUCUUUUUCGAGUGGACAAAGGUAAAGAGUUCCACUCCUCCAAGUUGUACGUCUUUAAACUGACAGACUUCGAAGACGAAGAUGAAGAACCAAAGAACCGGCAAUUUUGCAAAAAUCACAGAGUCGAGAAAAGCAAAGGAUGCCAUUUGUUCGCCGUGAGUCAGUCGGGUGAUGGUGAACUGAAGCUUGCAGUGGCUGUUGGGAGGAAAGUAGCGCUAUUACGCUGGAAGCAUCCUGUGGUGUGGAGCACUUGGACUGUAGGAAACAUCAAAGAUGUGGCGGAUGGAUUUGAGAUCAUCAAGGAAGUGACAGUUGGUGAAGCGCCGAUUUUAAUGACGUUGGUUUACACAAGUUCUCAUGAAAGUCGUGUUUGUGUUGGUUACAAGAAUCAGUUUGAUCUCAUCAGUGAAGCAGGAGACGUGUUCAAAAUACACAGUAUUGACAAACAAAAGAAGGCCACUCUUGUCUCGGCAGUAGACGUGUACGAAGAAGAGGUGUCAGAGUUACUUAUUUCCUAUAAUCACCAGUCAAUAUUUAAAAGGCUGACAGGAGAGCAAUCCUCCAACUUUUCAUUCCAAUGGAACUCGGCUCCAAACUCAGUUGUGUGCGCAUUUCCUUAUUUGCUGGCUUUCACAACGAACACCAUAGAAAUUCGUCUUGUCGUCAACGCAAACUUGGUGCAUACGCUCGUGUUACCCAAAGUCUCCCUAAUUUCAGCAAAGGCGGACAUAUACUUCAGCGCGUCGCCACCCAAAUCAUCGAACUCAUCAACUCAAGCAACCGGAGGCGUUCAAAUCCAGUCGUCUCCCAGCAACACUCAAGAAAAAACUUCGUUGUACAAGAUAUCAACAAUUUCCCUGAUGGGACAGUUUCUUGAUCCUCCUCUUACGCGUAAAGCAACGGAUGAUGUUACCAUGGCACCAAGUGUUGUUCUCAACUCAAAUAACGAGGAAAUCUCUAUAACAAGGCAGUGCAGUGAUUAUUCCCUUGAAUCACGGGAUACUAUUGACAAGGAUUUUCCCAUAAAAGAACCCGUGGGUAGAACAGCUUCGUGUCCACAGUCCCGAAAAGUUUCGGACCCCUCAGAUCCGCGGGGUGCCGUGAAAUAUUCGACGAGUAGCAUUACAUGGACAACAGUGUGAGAGUUGUUCCGGUUUUAAUAGAAUAGAAGAUUUAUAGAAACAUGAGGAUCACCCCCCCCCCCCUUUCCCCUCCCGUCCCUCUCCGAGUCAAAAACCUCAACCCCUUAAGAAAGCAUCCACCAAGCUUUAUCCUUUGUCGAAGCGCUGUGAAGCGUCUUGAUUAAAGCAAAUGUUAAAAUGUUCUCAAAAAUG
Molecule: messenger RNA, 4147 nt
Organism: Pocillopora damicornis (cauliflower coral)
Lineage: Eukaryota; Metazoa; Cnidaria; Anthozoa; Scleractinia; Pocilloporidae
Product: GTPase-activating Rap/Ran-GAP domain-like protein 3
Biological process (GO): regulation of small GTPase mediated signal transduction
Molecular function (GO): GTPase activator activity
Source: RefSeq, a predicted model, not a curated record